This is a messenger RNA of Acanthochromis polyacanthus (spiny chromis), 2632 nucleotides long. RefSeq names its product myeloid-specific peroxidase (gene mpx). The record is from RefSeq and is a predicted model, not a curated record. The transcript has 17 exons. Gene Ontology annotation, biological process: response to oxidative stress. Gene Ontology annotation, molecular function: peroxidase activity; heme binding. Lineage: Eukaryota; Metazoa; Chordata; Actinopteri; Pomacentridae. The coding region runs from base 135 to 2492 and encodes 785 amino acids.
AGCUUUUGAAGGAGGGCGAGGCCUCCGCCGCCUCGAGUGAAUAAAAAGAGGCCGGCGAUGUUCGACACAGCAUCACAAACUCCAGACCUCAGAGAGAUUCUGAAACCUUCACAGGCAUCUGCGCAGACACAGAGAUGCGUGUCCCUUUCCUCUUUAUUCUGGGCAUCUGCCUGGUGCCCGCUCACUCUAAGCCUUCAGAUGGAUUCCCUGGCAGUCCUUACCUUCAGCAGUGCUUUAAGGAGGCCAAGAAAAUUGUUGAUGACGCGUACAAAUACUCCAGAGAAGAGAGUCUAAGGCGAGUCCGCAGAGAGGUGGUGAGUCCUCAUGAUGCCCUUCGUCUCCUGAAGCAGCCUCGUGGCGACACCCGCCAAGCUGUGAGAUCUGCAGACUACAUGGCACAAACCCUCCGUCUGCUGCACGACAGGGUGCACCGUGUGCACAAACGCUCGCUCAACGCAACAGAUUUGAUCACUGAAGAACAGCUGAUAACACUUGAAAGUAUCAGUGGAUGUGCAGCUCGAAUCCGUCGUCCUGAUUGCCGCACCACUCCAAAUCUGAACAAGUACCGCACAGUGACCAGCGUCUGCAACAACCUACAAAAUCCUCGCCAAGGAGCCUCCAACACCCCCUUCACCCGCUGGCUGGAUGCUCAGUAUGACGACGGUGUCUCUGAACCGAAAGGAUUCCGAAACGGAACGUUCAACAACUUCCUGCUCCCACUGGUGCGUCAGGUGUCCAACAACAUCCUCGCAACAACAGAUGCAGGCGUGGUCAACGACACCGAGUUCACCCACAUGGUGACCCUGUUCGGGCAGUGGAACGACCACGACCUCACCUUCACCCCCUUCUCGCCCAGCAUCAGAUCCUUCAGCAACGGUGUGAACUGUGCCGAGGAAUGUGAAAACACCGAGCCGUGCAUCCCCAUCCCGAUUCCCCCCGGUGACCCUCGCCUGUCCAACGAAAAAUGCAUCCCAUCCUUCAGAUCCGCCCCUGCUUGUGGAACCGGAUUCUCGGCCUACAAUUUUGGCGGCGAGCCCAACAGGAGGGAGCAGAUCAAUGCUCUGACGGCCUUCCUGGACCUCAGCCAGGUGUACGGCUCUGAGGAUAAGCUGGCCCUGUACCUUCGCAACCUGACUGACGACGGCGGCCUGCUGCGCGUCAACACAGAGUUCAGAGACAACGGCUUCGAGCUGCUGCCUUUCCACCCCAUGAAGUCGGAAAUGUGUGCUACUCGUGGGAGAGUCACCAACGACACCAACGCCAGGGAGGUUCCUUGCUUCAUUGCAGGUGACGAACGCGUGGACGAGAACAUCGCUCUGACGUCUCUUCACACGCUGUUCAUGCGUGAACACAACCGUCUGGCUCGUGAGCUGAAGACACUGAACCCACACUGGGACAGUGAGACGCUCUACCAAGAGGCCCGAAAGAUCAUGGGUGCUUACACACAGGUGUUUGUGUUCAGAGACUACCUGCCUCACAUUGUGGGUGAUGUUGCGAUGCGCAGAGUGCUCGGCCGUUACCCCGGCUACAACCCCAACGUCGACCCCAGCAUCUCCAACGUCUUUGCAACAGCAGCCUACCGCUUCGCCCACUUGGCCAUCCAGCCAGUCUUAGGCCGUCUGGAUGCAAACUACAGGGAGAACUCUCAGUUCCCCAGCGUCCCCCUGUUCAAGGCCUUCUUCAGUCCCUGGAGAAUUGUCUUUGAGGGUGGAAUUGAACCUCUGCUGCGUGGUCUGAUCGGCCGUCCUGCUAAGCUCAACACCCAGGAUCACAUGUUGGUGAACGCUCUGAGAGAGAGGCUGUUCCAGUUCGUGGAGCAUCUGGCUUUGGAUCUGGGCGCUCUCAACAUGCAGAGAGGACGAGACCACGGCAUCCCUGGCUACAACGCCUGGCGAAAGUUCUGUAACCUGUCUCAGCCCAGGAACGAGGCCGAGCUGGGCCAGGUUCUGGGCAACAGGGACCUGGCUCGCAGGCUGCUGGAGCUCUACGGGACCCCCGACAACAUCGACAUCUGGCUGGGAGGUGUAGCCGAGCCGUUUGUCAAGGGCGGCCGGGUGGGACCGCUGUUCUCCUGCCUCAUCGCAGGCCAGUUCCAGAAGAUCCGUCAGGGUGACAGGCUGUGGUACCAGAACCCAGGCGUCUUCACCCCGAGGCAGCGAGCCGCUCUGAACCUCUCCCGUUUGUCCAGGAUCAUCUGCGAUAACACCGGCAUCAAGUCCGUCCCCAGAGACGCCUUCAGCGUCAUCUCCAGCAGGAACCGCCUCGUCCGAUGCUCCUCACUUCCUCGCCUGAACCUGUCGGCCUGGAGGGAGAGGCCCUGCUUUGGCGGCUGUAAAGCGGAAGUCAGUGAAGGAGAGGAUGCAAACCAGGAGGACACUAUGACUUCUCAGGAGAACGAGAUUCCGGAUCUGGACCAAUUGGACUACGAGGACGUCGAGGGCCAAGAGGACCCCCAGGACCUAGAGGACAACGAGGUCCUCGAGGUCGUGUAGGACCCCGCGGCCUCAGAGGCCCUCCUGGACCAGCAUUCAACAUCAGUGCCAUUCAGACCCAGUCCGCUUUCAUGGUCCGCCUGGGCGACAGCAACACAUCUUCAGAGCGAAUCAUUCAUUUCCGUCAGGUCGUCUACAAC